Oldenlandia corymbosa var. corymbosa is the source of this 2218-nucleotide messenger RNA. The record is from the annotation of a GenBank genome assembly. Lineage: Eukaryota; Viridiplantae; Streptophyta; Magnoliopsida; Gentianales; Rubiaceae.
CGGACUCCCCCCAAAGGCCCAAACUUCCCGGACAAUUUUCCCACCUUUUCAUUUUUCCUCUUUUCCACAAUCUCCCAUUCAAAAACUCCCUCCUCUUUCUUUUUUCCUUCACACUCACACAAUCUGAAUGAGUGAAUCCCUAAUUUCAUUCAAAUGCUUCUUUCUUGGUCUCUGUGUGUGUGUGUGUGAAAUCGAUCGAUCGAUCGAUUUUGAAAACCUCAGAAGAUGACGAUUGAAAUGCCAAAAGGGCUUCCAUUCUCAGUGGAUACAUGGUCUCCUAAUUCGAAGAAGAAACGACAUCAUUUCCUCACUCACGCCCACAAAGACCAUUCUCAAGGAAUUCUCUCACACGCUUCCUUUCCUAUUUAUUGCACCAUUCUCACCAAAACCCUUGUUCUCAACUCUUAUCCACAGCUCGAUGAAGGGUUAUUUAUUGGAAUCGAAGUGGGGCAAACCCUUGUUAUUAAUGAUCCGUAUGGGGAUUUCGUGGUGUCUGCUUUUGAUGCAAAUCAUUGCCCAGGGGCUGUGAUGUUUCUUUUUGAAGGCAGUUUUGGAAGCAUUCUACACACAGGAGAUUGCAGGCUUACUCCCGCGUGUUUACUAAGCUUACCAGAGAAGUACCUAGGCAAGGAAGGGAAAAGUCCCAAAUGUCAGUUAGAUUAUAUAUUCUUGGACUGCACAUUUGGUAGGUCUCCUUUGAGAAUGCCCAGCAGGCAAUUAGCUGUCCAGCAGGUUAUAAAUUGCAUAUGGAAACACCUCGAUGCACCCAGAGUUUACCUAACUUGUGACCUUCUUGGCCAGGAAGACAUACUCGUAGAGGUGUCCAAAACAUUUGGAUCUAAAAUAUACGUUGAUAAAGUUAAGAAUCCUGAAUAUUUUCAGGCCCUGGAAUUCAUAGUUCCAGACAUUCUUACACAAGAUUCAUCUUCUCGUUUCCAUCUUUUUGAUGGAUUCCCUCAACUAAAUGAAAGAGCAGAAGCUAAGAUUGCCGAGGCUCGUGCUAAUUUUUUGCAGGAUCCUCUCAUUAUUCGUCCAUCUGCACAGUGGUAUGCAUGUGAAAACGGUUUCUUUGAGGGUGAAAACCGAAGGAAAGGAAAAUGUGACCAAGCUAUUAGAGACACGUCGAGUAUUUGGCAUGUCUGUUACUCGAUACACUCAUCCAGAGAAGAACUGGAGUGGGCACUGCAGCUCCUUGUGCCAAAGUGGGUCAUUUCAACAACUCCUAGUUGCAGGGCUAUAAAGCUGGAUUAUGUCAAGAAGCAUUGCUUGAAAAGUGGAGCCACUUCAGACAAUUCUCUAUGGAAACUUAUGGACAUUAAUUCGGAGCAAGCUUCUGCUCCAAAAGUAUCAGUGGAGUGUUCCUGUAGGUCGUCUCCUUUAAAAACAGCCGUAGCAAAUGAUUUAAAACCUUUGACACAGUCAAUCACUCAAUCAACAAGACAGGUAAAGUUCUUCGAACUGUCACCAACAAGCAGAAAAUCUUCCAUCACAUUAUUUGGGAAAGCACGAAUUCAUACUCAAGGUUCUGCUCAUGACCUUGAGAAAAAAUUACUGUUGAAAGAAGACGCUAAUUCUUUACAGAAAGAACUUAAAGUUGCUUCAUCGUCUGUAGUGGAAACUAUUGAAGGGGAAUGCAUGAAGACAUCUGAGGAGGAAGUGGUAAAACAGGAAACUGAAUUCUACAAGUCCAGAGAGAGAGGGAAACCAACUUAUGAUUCCUCCGUUAGAUCACCAAACAAGAGCUAUAAUGACAGCUUAAGAACCUUCUACAGGUCCAUGAAUGUCUCAGUACCACAGCCUCUCCCAUCUUUAGUGGACCUCAUGAAAGCGAGUAAGCGAAAAUUUCUUAUUUGAAGUAUUGCCAUAUUGUGGGAAAGACAGUUGUAUCACAUGGAAUGGUACACUAAGAAAGGUACGCGGGAAGUCAUGAUUAUACGGGUUCCUUUAGAUUUUGUGCAUUAUUUUCAAAUAUAUCGGAACUGCAGAGAAGAUUCUGUUCACUAGGGUACCUUUGCACAGCGCAAGUUUGGUGUACAGAAGAAUUUGAAAUUUGCAGAGUGAACACCAAGCAAACUUUAUGAUACUGCAGCAUUUCUUUGUAACCAGAAAAUUGUACUUAUAUACUCCGAUACAACAUUUUUUUUCCUUUUAAAUUGGAUGUUUUUAAUGAGAAUCGAACCUCAACCUUUUAAUAAUAAUUAUCAAAAAUCCUAAUCCG